GAAAAGCCCACACAGAAAGGUGAAGUAGCUACCUCAACAGAAAAUGUAUAUUACCCAGGACAGUUUGUAGAAACAAACAAAUACGAUAGAUUCCCUCUUCUUCCUCGAUCUCUGCCAAGGAACAACAUUGUGGACAGACCAUCCACGAGCUGGCGGUUCCACAGGGCUACCCGUUGUCCUCUCGGUCCCUUCCAUAAAUGCCCAGUCCGUGGAGGAGGCUGGACGCCGGGCAGCACGAUGAGUUCGUGGGUGCAGCUGCUACUAGCGCUGCUGGCACCCUGUCUGCGGUUUAGCAUAGCCGAGGAGGAUGCUCUGCCUGCAGCCCUGGUGGAGCUGGUUAGAAAAAGUCCAAUCUCUUCUUUGGAGGACCUUCAGCUUCUGCUGCUUACUGACUCCAUAGAUGCCCAGCCAGCCCAGCAGGCUCUGUGUAAAGUACGCACAGAGGUGGUUGAGGUCACCAGGGCAAUGCUGGACCGCAGUAAUGCAAACUUCUUGUUAUGGCCACCCUGUGUUGAGGUGCAGCGAUGCUCUGGCUGCUGCAACACCAAAAGCUUGCAGUGUCUCCCCAUUGUCACACACACCAGAUACUUGCAGGUCAUGAAGAUUGAGUACGUCAACAAAAGACCAACUUAUGCUAAAGCGGUUGUGUCAUUUGUGGAUCACGUGGAGUGUAGAUGUCAGCCCACUCCACAUUCCCCAGGACCAAAAAAAAAAUCCUCUCGCAAACAGCACAGCCACCUGCAUCGAAACAAGACACUCAGCCAAGAACAGGUACAGGGACAGGUA
Acanthochromis polyacanthus (spiny chromis) is the source of this 786-nucleotide messenger RNA. It is a transcript of the gene pdgfbb, whose product is annotated as platelet-derived growth factor beta polypeptide b. The transcript has 4 exons. The record is from RefSeq and is a predicted model, not a curated record. The annotation marks the transcript as partial. Gene Ontology annotation, biological process: positive regulation of phosphatidylinositol 3-kinase/protein kinase B signal transduction; positive regulation of MAP kinase activity; positive regulation of protein autophosphorylation. Lineage: Eukaryota; Metazoa; Chordata; Actinopteri; Pomacentridae. Gene Ontology annotation, molecular function: growth factor activity; platelet-derived growth factor receptor binding. Gene Ontology annotation, cellular component: membrane.